CGGGUUGACUCCAGCGCGGCGGUCUUAAAGCGGUCCUCAGGUGUGGUAAAAGCAGAUCGGUAAUUAGCCUCGAGGACGGAGAGGAUGGCGGCGAACGGCAGCGCGCAGGAGUUGCUGUCCGUGUGCGGGGAGCGCGGGGACGUGAGCGUGGGGAACAUCAGCGUGGAACUUAUGGAACAGAACACGACCUGCUCCAACAGCUCCGUACUGAACCGACCUGCCACCAGAGCCCGAGAGAUGGACUCCUUCCGCAUUCUGCUCUACUCGCUCAUCUUCCUGCUCAGCGUCUUCGGCAACCUGCUGAUCAUCGUUGUCUUGAUGCUGAACAAACGCAUGCGGACCGUCACCAACUCCUUCCUGCUGUCGCUGGCGGUCAGCGACCUGAUGAUGGCCAUCUUCUGCAUGCCCUUCACGCUCAUCCCAAACAUCCUGGAGGACUUCAUCUUUGGGGCCACAAUGUGCAAGAUAGUCACCUACCUAAUGGGCGUCUCUGUCAGCAUCUCAACGUUCAGCCUGGUGGCCAUCGCCAUCGAGCGGUACAGCGCCAUCUGUAACCCGCUCAAGUCCCGCGCCUGGCAGACCCGCUCCCACGCCUACCGCGUCAUCGCCGCCACCUGGGUGGUGUCGCUGCUCGUCAUGGUGCCCUACCCCGUCUUCAGCGUCCUCAAGUCCUUCCCCAAGGGCAACGGGACGGUGGGGAACAUGUGCCGCCUGGACUGGCCCAGUGAGCAAGCGGAGCAGACCUGGUAUGUUCUGCUGCUGUUUAUUCUGUUCUUCAUCCCGGGCGUGGUGAUGAUUAUAGCCUACGGUCUGAUCUCCAGGGAGCUGUACCGAGGCAUUCAGUUUGAACUGAGCCAGAACAAAGAGACCGCUGGCCAGAAGAAUGGUGUAGGCAGGGCUACGGCAGGGCCAAGUGAGGAUGACGAUGGCUGCUACAUCCAGGUUUCCAAAAAGCCAUCAUUUGCUGUGGAGCUUCCCACCCUCUCGUCCUCAACGACCACCAUCCUGAACAAAGCUGAGCGUGCCCGUAGCAACACCUCCGAGGCUAAGCUGCAAGCCAAGAGGCGAGUCAUCCGCAUGCUGAUGGUGAUCGUAGCUCUCUUCUUCAUCUGCUGGAUGCCCUUGUACUCGGUCAACACCUGGAAGGCCUUCGACCCCAAGUCCGCCGCCAUCGCCCUCACUGGAGCACCCAUCUCUUUCAUCCACCUGCUGUCCUACACGUCGGCCUGUGUCAACCCCAUCAUUUACUGCUUCAUGAACACGCGUUUCCGCAAGGCGCUGCUGUCCACGUUCGCCUGCUGCUGCCGCAACCGCCUUUGCCGCCGGAUCUGGUGGCGCCGGAGGAGAGAGGGGGAAGACGGCAUCAACGCCACCUCCAUGGGCACAUCGAUGGUGACCUCCAUGUCCAAGUUUAGCUACACCACUGUCAGCUCCGUUGGUACCUGCUGAGCCUGAAGGGGAGUGAAGUGGUCGUAUCGGAGGCUGUCAGAAGGCAUCGUUGAGUGCACCAUAUGUUUUUUCAAUCUUCCGUUUGUCAGUCCUCAUCCUAAUAUGCUGUGAGUCACGAGCUGAGUAAUAUCCACGUCCUCAUUUAAAGGCCUCUCUGAAAAGGUCCUGCUCAAAUUCUGUGUGCAUGAUUGCAGAAAGCAAGGCGUGGAAAGUGCCGUUUCAACGUGGUGACAUUCUUUUACCUCUUUUAAUUGGCAGCAACCGCCUUAUUGCAUCCAAAAAGAGAACAUCAAGUGCCUGUGCUCUUGUAGCUUUGUCUGUCAUGAUUUCUUGUUCAUUUGGUGGAAUGAACUUCUCUCGGUUAAAACAAAAGUUACAAACUGUACACAUAAAUAUCGUCUUUAUGUUGUGAAUGUGCCAAUGAAAAAUGUUUUGUCAGAAAAAUUUCUCAUUAUACUUUUAGCUUCUUUUGAGUUCAUUGCUGUGUAACACCAUGAUUUUUUCUGAAAGUCUGCUGUGCCUUACAAAGUAUUAAAACCUCUUGAGCUUUUCCAGCUUCUGUCAACCGCAAACAGCAAUGUAGCAAAACAAACUACCGCACAAUUCUGGACAUUAAGGAAAAAGUACACAUUUUUGUUUUACAAAUAAACAUCUGAAAAGUAGAAAGUACUUUUGUAUUUAUCCCACCAGAUUCAAUGAGUAAUUGAGAUAUAUUGAAAACUGUUCUAGUUUUAUAAACUAACCGUAUUUUAAAUGUCUCUCAGCAACUUUCUCCUUGACCUGUGGCCAUGGCGCUGUUUGUUCAAUAAUGUUCAACUAAGUUUAUAUUUGUAUUAAAUUAUUUAUAGCUAGGAAUACUAGCUUUGGGGCAAUUGGUUGUAUCAGAUUUAAUUUAUGGGUGUCAGUGUGAAGGGGACAAAUACAUUACUGUUACAAUACUGUUGUUCAUAAACAUAUAAAAACCCAAUAAAAUUAAUCAAAAUUAGUGCCUCUAGCAAGACAUAAAGGAAAAAUUCAAGUUUCAGGUGUAAUAUCACCUUUGUAAGGCACUGCAUUGUCAUUCAGUGAAUAAUAUAAUUUAUUGUCUAAAAGAAAUCAUUUGAACUUUCAGAUAUCCAUGAGCGCAACCUAGCUGCCCAGAAUCAUUACGUUGAAAUAACUGAAGGCUACUGUAUGAGCACGAUUCUAUUUGUCUGCUUAAGAAGAACAGCUAAGGAGAAGAGCUAAAGACAGCAUGUAAAUUCAUAAAAGGCAUUUCUACAAAAGGUAGAAUUCAAAUGUUUUGAAUUAUCUGAGUCCAAAAAAGGACCCAGAAUAAGGUUUUCCCUUUGUCAUGUUUCUCAAGCAGGCAAUGCGAGAUGUGUGAUAUGCUAGCAUGUUGUAGGUAUGCAGUGUAUUAUUCCAUUGCAAAUAUCCACAAGGUUUGAAAACUUCAUUUUUCCAAUUUAAAUUUUCUCUGUUACUGUCUUAUCUGAGCAUCAAGCACAGCGUGGAACAGUUUAUCCCAAAGGGUCUUUCAGGCAUUGCAAAGGACAGACUUUAGGUGUGCUAGCAAGAAAGCUACAAAAGGAACAUGUUGCUUUUCCCUAGAAUGGGAGAACGUUACUAUAGGUUGAGAUCGUGUUGGAAAUAAAAAGAAGAAAGAUUGGUGACUAGGAUGUCUUUGCACUGGGUUUUUUAUUUAUUUUACUACAGUUUAUCAUGUUAUUCUGCCAGUUUUAUCUAUACACUCUAUUUUUCACCUGCAGUGCUGCCAGCAUGAUGUAUAUAGAACUACAGUAAAACAUUAAAUCACCUGAUUUAUUCAAUUACAAGAUAAGAACCAGACAUGACUGCCUUUGCUGUAGCAUUAUGCUAGCAGGGCAUGAUCUUCAUAGGCAGAUACAACCUGAUAGGAUCCAAUAGAGCUGUGGCACUAUGGAGUCCAUGGGGUCAAGAUAUUGUGGCCAUGCAGUGUAUAUAAAGUGUCUACUCCCUUUACAGUAAUAUGCCAGGUUUUUGUAAAGAGAAAUGAGAUAACGAUCAAUCAUUUCAAAACCAUGAUAUAAUAAAAUUAUUUGUUGGAGGGGAAAAAUUAGAAUAAAAAGCGCUAUGACUAGUUUCUGUGUUGCCUUUUUUUUUAUCAAACACUCAGUUUUAAUUACUGUUAUUUCUAAUUUUCUCCAUUUAUUGAUAACUAUCUUUACUGUGCAUUUUUUGUACCCUUCUCCUUACUAAUACUUUUGUACAAUUUGGACAUUUUUACCUGAAACUAAGAAAUUACAAAGGAUCAAAAGUCUCAAUAGCUAAACUUUAUUUCUGGUCCAAGUGUGAAUUUAAGUAACCUGAAACUGAAUCAAAUAGAUUCCUCUGAUGGUGUACACACUUAUGAAACCAUGUCUGCUCCUUUCACAUUAAAGGCUGACUUUUUAUAUCCACUGCAUGUGAUGAGAUGAUCACGGAAAGGCUUCCCAUUUUCAAAACAGUUUUGUGGGUUUUAUUCAGUGUGAAGUCCACCUUAACAUCAAACAUGAAGUGCAGGAAGGGAAAUAAAUGUAAACAUGAAAUAUUUGAUGUGGAAAAUGUGUGUGUAUAUGUCCAUGAUUAUGUAGACAAUGGUUGUUUAAUGUUGUGCAACAGUGUUGUUGGUGUGCUAAUGCUGUUGUGUCGACAAGUAAUAAUUUAAUAAAAAUGAAAGCAGAAAAAA
This is a messenger RNA of Xiphophorus maculatus (southern platyfish), 4135 nucleotides long. RefSeq names its product cholecystokinin receptor-like (gene cckbra). The record is from RefSeq and is a predicted model, not a curated record. Gene Ontology annotation, cellular component: membrane. Bases 85 to 1449 code for a protein of 454 amino acids. Lineage: Eukaryota; Metazoa; Chordata; Actinopteri; Cyprinodontiformes; Poeciliidae. Gene Ontology annotation, biological process: neuropeptide signaling pathway. Gene Ontology annotation, molecular function: gastrin receptor activity; neuropeptide receptor activity. The transcript is spliced from 5 exons.